AAACUUACUCUCUUACGUCAGGACAUCCCAUAUACUUAUAUCAUACAUAUGUGACGAUAAGUACGGUAUAUGUAUAGUACAGUAGAGUGUAUUGUGUCAGUUGAGGUUUGUGACAGCACUUAUUUUGGGCGCCCAUAUAGAGGGAUUCAGAGGGAUGUCGACAUCAGACACACACACAUAAAUACAUACAGACAAACUUGGAGACCGGUAUUCACGCGCCACUCUCGCGAUAGUUUGCCAAAGGAGUCCCUUUAGUUUGGAUUCAGCAGUCAAUUGUACUGUCAGUAGUAUACAGUAAACACGUUUUGCAAGUUGGGCUGACACUGGAGUGGUGCUCCCCUUCCCUAUUUUUGAGAGACCGGAGCGAGAGACAGAAAUACAGUAAACGAGUACUGUAUAUGUUAGGAGUGCCAGUCAGUCAGUUAGUGUUUGUGUGUCGAUGAGGAUGCAUAAGAGGGCAUCCAUACAAUUACCUGCUGGAGCGCACCAAACAACAAUUCGUUUGCCAGCUCACACCGUUUGCCCUAACAGUGCUGUCCGUCCGAAAAGUUCAGUGCCAUUGAAUUAUAUUUAUAGACAAAACGGGUUACUAUCUAACGGUGGUCAGUUAGCUCACUAUCAUCUGUUACCUUAUGUGCCAUUAGUUUGGUGUCCAAAUCAAUCCAAUAUUCUCAACUCAAAUUUACAAUUAUCGGCCGUAUUUUACGUACCGGUGCUUAAUAUUAAUCAUUGCUAUCAACAUUUAUGUCAAUACUGGCCCUCAAUUGUCCACUUGACUGACAUUAAUACAUUGUCUUAUUAUCAAAAUUAUCUCAUGUAUACUAACCCAUCUACAUCUGGAUCUAAUGGAUCUAAUAUUUCUUCAUCGAAUUCAUUACCAACUUUGCCAUUACCGGUGCCAAUGGACACAACUACUUCUCCCUAUACUCAUAGCAUAAAUAGCUUUUACUCGGGUUAUGGUCUCUAUCGAUGUGAUCUCUCAUCGCCACUACAACUACAAGCACAGCAUCGACACCAAACUAACAGUCCAUCGACUUCCUCGACAUCAACAAGUAAUACGACUACCAGUGCUAACCUCAGUGCAAGUGCUAAGUGUGGUCCGUUAAAGACUUCAUUGAAAGUUAAGCCGCGUUUUUAUAUCUACCGACCCGUCGGUGUAGUGUAUCAACACAACCACACAAGUAGUACAUCCUAUCAUCGUUGGCCAACUCAACUGUUUGCGCCAAUUAUGGGGCAAAAAGUCAGUUCAAUUAAGUCUCCCAUCAGUCGGGAUAACUCCUCAUCUAUUGCUUCCCGAACUAAGGAUCUACUGGACAGCUCACGACCCGCACGAUUGGACCUCUUGCUGGAUAUGCCGCCCGCCAACUAUGAGACGCAGUCUAAACACGGCUGGAGUUCAGAGGACCGGUCAUUGAAUAUCUUUGUCAAAGAGGACGAUCCGACCACUUUUCAUAGACAUCCUGUGGCCCAAAGCACGGACUGUAUUCGCGGAAAAGUUGGCUACACUAGAGGUAUGCAUGUUUGGCAAAUGUCGUGGUCUACCCGUCAACGGGGCACACAUGCCGUUGUCGGUGUGGCCACAAGUGAGGCUAAUUUACACACAAACGGCUAUCAAUCGCUGGUCGGCGCUAAUGACCAGUCGUGGGGUUGGGAUUUAGGACGUAAUAAAUUAUAUCACGACCUGAAAAACAACUCCGGCCUCACAUAUCCGUCUAUACUGUCCAAUGACGAAACAUUUGUUGUACCCGACUCUUUCUAUGUGGUACUGGACAUGGAUGAGGGCACACUUGCCUUUGUCGUUGAUGGCCAGUAUCUCGGUGUCGCCUUUCGAGGACUGCGCGGCAAAAAGCUAUACCCAAUUGUGAGCUCAGUUUGGGGUCACUGCGAAAUUAGUAUGAAAUACAUCGGGGGUUUAGACCCGGAACCGUUGCCAUUGAAAGAGUUGUGCCGUCAAGUGAUCCGCCGAGAAGUCGGCAAAUCGCGGUUUAACUCAUUAAAAGCCGAACAACUGUCACUUCCCAAACCAUUGAUGAGUUACUUGUUAUAUCAGGACAUUUGCAGAUAACCCAUCAACCGUUGAAAAAUUAUAUACCGGAGCUGCCCCUCGUCUAACUGGUCAACAAUAACAACAACAAAAACAACUAUUGAAUAACAACCGCACGACUAUUAUUACUACUACUACUCUAUCUAAAUAAUUAUGAAACAAAUCUGUGUGUGAUUUUUGAUAACCUUUUUAGUAUAUACCAUAUAAUCAACGGUUUAUGAUUGCAUACAAACAAAAAAAACUAACUUUUCUUAUGUGAUAUCAAUUAACACAACCCAAACACAACUGGUUUUCUGGUUUUUUCUCAAUUUUUUAUUAUUUUAAUUAUUAAUAAUUUCAAACUGAUUUUAAAUGUGAAACUCAUUCAUCAAAUCAAUAAUAUAUUAUAUAUAUCAUCAACUCUGGAAUGACUUCAAACAAUUUGUUUGUAUUGAGUUUUAAUAAUAAGCAAAAAAAACUCUGGAUAUCUAUUUGGAUAUCGAUUAUUAUUAUUAUUAUUAGU
Molecule: messenger RNA, 2546 nt
Organism: Oppia nitens
Lineage: Eukaryota; Metazoa; Arthropoda; Arachnida; Sarcoptiformes; Oppiidae
Gene: gus
Product: protein gustavus-like
Exons: 3
Coding region: 440-2065 (541 amino acids)
Biological process (GO): proteasome-mediated ubiquitin-dependent protein catabolic process
Cellular component (GO): SCF ubiquitin ligase complex
Molecular function (GO): protein binding
Source: RefSeq, a predicted model, not a curated record